This is a messenger RNA of Pocillopora meandrina, 7704 nucleotides long. The record is from the annotation of a GenBank genome assembly. Lineage: Eukaryota; Metazoa; Cnidaria; Anthozoa; Scleractinia; Pocilloporidae.
AUGGCAAACUCCAUCAACAACAAUUUUCUGGGAAAUCAGAAGAGACGAAAUUUUAUCUACAACCCGGUUGCAUCAUGCUCAAGAGUAAGCAAUCCGCUUGAACCUCAGCAUAGGAACUCGGCAAGUGUUGUCCAUGCUCAAUCAGUGGUACGAACCCCUGUACAUCGGGAAUCACCGCACAAAAAGUUUAAAAGUUGUCAUAGCUUAUCUGACAGAAAAGCAGAUGAUAUUGUGGCACAGGAAGCUUGUCGUGACCUUCCACUCGAUGCUUUUGAUGACGAAGAGUUUUACACUUUGGAAGAUGACCUCGACGACAACGAUCUUUUGACAGCUGAACAUUUGGACGAAUGUGAUCGACCCGCUUCAUCCAAUUUACAUCCACUACACCAACAGCAAAGUACUGCUGGUAGAAAUGUCACUGUUUCCUCGAACGUGGGUCUUGAUGAGAAUCACGAAGUCAAGUGUACACAAGAUUAUGUCUCUUUAGCUAAUUCAAUGGAAUUACAUGCACCUAAUAAUAUCAAGCCCUUGGUAAAAGGUGAACCAUUCUUGAAUUCACUCGUGGACCAGCGUAAUGGGGUAGUUUCUAUACAAAGUAGUGAUGUAGGUGGGAACAAUGAUCGAAAAGUAGAAAGAGGUAAUUGUCUUGUGCCAAGGCCCUCAGAAGGUGGUCAGCCAACAGAAAUGCACAACUUGAAAAAAGAAAUUGAAAAACUCAAAACUGAGAGUGCUGCUGCAAACUCUGCAGUGAAAAGACUGGAAGAGGAUAAAUUCUGUAAAGAUGGAGAAAUUAAGAUGUUACGUGAUUCUCUAGCAGAUUAUCAAGCAGACGAGAAGAGAAGGCAAGCAGAGAAAAAAGCUGCAGAUGAAAAACAAGCUAGAGAACAGAGUGAUAGAGAAAGAGAAUUGCUUAAACAAGUUGAAAACUUAACUACUCAAAUCUCUUUCAAAGAACAAGAAAUUUCACAAAUGAUAGAACAGAACAAAAAAAGAACAGGGUCUUUGACAGAUGGAAGUUGUAACAGCCCAAAAAGGAAACCAGUCAAUAUCAGUGAAACUUUUCCAACUGGUAAAUCAUUCUUCCAGAAAACAUCUCCAGAAAGCAAAGUUAAAUCACCAAGGACAAAAGGGAUUGAAAAGGAUGUUAAAACCCUGAGCAAACAGAACUCACCAAGAUUCUCUGAGGGAGAAAAUUCGGAAAACGCAGGACUCAGUGGCUCUUCCAGUAGCAGUUCUACCGUGGACAUAAUGAGGGCCCAUAGAAGAGAUAAUCAUGCUGCUGAAAUAGCCAUUACACAAUUACUUGUUGAAAAAUUUGCAGAAGUGGAACUUGUACAAAACUUGUUAUCACCACAAGAAAAAGAUCAGCAGCACAUCCUUCAGGAACAAGAUGGCUGUGAUAGCAUCCUCUCUCUUCUGACAAAUUGUUCAAAUGUUUACCCUACAUCUUCCAUACCGAAAACCUCUAUGAAUGAGACAGAUGUCACACAUACUUUGAGACUGUUUGAAACUCAGGCUGCCUCAAAAAUAGCCAGGUCUACAAGUGGUGUCACUCAGAAAGAUUCUUUUGUUAUGUCUGACAGCAGUUCUGUGAUGCAAACUUUAUCUGGGCUUCUAAAUUAUCACCAAGAAGGAAAUGAUGAAAGUGAAGAAAAAACCUUAAAUUCUGUUUUAAAAAAUCGUCAUUUGCCAGCAGCAGUUAAACUUCUACCCUUACUGGAGAACUACAUUGCCUAUUAUGUCUAUCAAAGGACAGAACACCAUGAUGAAAACAUUGUCAGUACUUGUUUGCCAAGAAAUUCUCCAACAAAUGACUCUGCAGAGUCUAGAGAAAGUCUAUUUCUUGAAAGUGAACAUGCAAAAAAACUUGCAGCAUCACAAACAAAUGCACUAAUUUCACUGAGACUUCUGAACAUUCUUGUGCUACACAGCUGUGAAGUUUGUGAAUGUAUUUUAAAGUCAGCGACGGUGUAUGGUGACGGUAAUGAAGUUGACAGUGAUAAUGUAUUAGACACAAAUGAUGAAAUAGCUAAGGUAAAUGUUAGUGCGUUUCUCUUCUCGUAAAUCAUUUCCAUUUUGAUUCCUAAAAAGUCCUGGGCCUAAUUCAUAAAGUCACAGUCAACUGAUAGGAAAAAGUUCCUAAAAUCCCACCCAAUUACUUCUUUCUUUGUUAAAAUUUGAAGUGUUCAUAUAAAACAUAGGCUAAAGCUUAGCUGUUAAGACCUAUAUUUGUGUCUUGUUUCAGGUUGUAGAGUUCACAUUUUUUUUAGUAUUGUGUCUCGUCAUGUGUUUUCCACAGUUGAAUGCAUCUUAAGAUAUAUUUCCAUGUUUUUAACAAGGACGACUUUAGGUGGGUUGAAUUAGUGACUAGGUAGAGGAACCCAAUCAGAGCCAGAGUUGAUGACAUUGACAAGAGAUAGUAAAAGACCUGCUAAACAAGAUGUGACUAAUGGGCUGAUAAUUUAGAUUGGCUGUAUAUGUUAUGUCUUUUUCACUUGUGGACUAAAACCAGAGAAAAAAACACUACUCUAUAACCAACCGUACCAUACCUCUGUGGUGUAAAGUUUUUGUUAAAUUUUCUAGCAGCACAUGCCUUUUACAGUUGCUCAACUAUUGUGGGAGUGUUUUUUUAUUUUUUUUAUUUUUAUCUCUAUUUUUUUUUCUUUUUUACAGAUAUUCUCAAGUAAAGGAGACGAAGAUGGCUUCAUUCAACACCCAUUGUUCUCAAGCAUUAAAAUUGCUGCAAAAAAAGUAAUCUAUUAAUUUUCAAAUAUCUUUAGUUAGAUAGAAUUGUUAUUUUUGUUUUUAUAUGAAAAUAUACCAUAUAACUUUUUUAGUGCCUUUGCUACAUUUUUAUAAUAUACCAAUGUGAUUUUAUUUGCACCUAGGCUUAAAAAUGACUGUUGAACUGAAGAAAAUCCUCACUAUUUGAGGGUUUACUUUUGCCACAAAAUAUUUACUCUGUUGUUAAACAAAUGAAUAUAGAGAUGUUGAAAUCCUGUGUUUUACCCUUAAAAGAUGAUAUGAAUUUUGUUCCUGGUUAUUUUCUUUUAAAGAGUCCUGUGGACAUUAACUCACACAUUUCCAGUUUAGGCAAAUUGAUGGUGGAGACCUCUGUGGAAACAGGUGUGGCAAAUGAUGUCUUUAACUGAUUUUAUUUAUUUUGAAGGGUAGACAUGCUUGUUAGAAUGAUGGUCAUUGCAAAAUUGCUUCAAUAACUUCUUGAGAGUGAUAAAUAUCUUAAAGUUACUUUGAAAAUUAUGAGGCCAAAAGCUUUUUACUUGAUAUUCAUGUGGUGCUUACUGGAUAAUUUUGUUUUUCAUUCUGUUGGUUUUGAUUUCUAGAGAGGAUUGGCAAUGAGGAGAAUGUUUAUCACACAGAUUUACUGGGUUACAUGUUCAGAUUAAUAAUACCUCAACCAGUGAGUAGAAAUGCUGAAUACAAACUACAGUUAUGUCAGUAAUUCAUGCUAUGACAAAUUUGUUAAGCAAUGCAUGCAAAUAUGAGUUUUUUGAUGCUAUUGUCUGAAAAAUGUCAUCAUUCUUUGAAUUAUCAUACAUAAACCUACCACCUUUGUCAUGUAAAUCAUUUUUCAAUGGCUUCACUAUAACAUUUAAGGUCUUUUCAUGUUCUUGUCUCUCAUAAAUUGUUGCCAGAGACUAAUAGUUAGUGUAAAUAGAACUGAUUGUUCUUGUUUAGACCCCCAUGAGGGUAGAAAAGGAUUUUUAUUUUAGAGUUUUCUCUUUCUUUCUUGUGAGUUCCUUGUGUGUUCUUGUUUAUAUCACUACUACUGUCAGUGGUAGCACAGAGAUUUAGACCUGUUUAUGAUGUAUGGGAUUAUAGUUUAAGAUUUGAAUGAGUUGACAAUUAAAAGGAAGAUUGACUUAAGAGACUGAGAAUAAGUGCUGCUCGUUUAUUUAGACACACUUCUUCCUCAAGUUUCAUAUAGGUCAGUAGCACAGGGCCUGAGGGAAUGAUCUAAAGGUUUUCCAUUUGACUUUUGAUAGGAUCACUAGUAACUUAUGGCAAAAAAAUCACCUAAUUUAUGUGGUGGCAAAUUUGAUUAGUUUUUCAAGUAAUGUAUUUCUGUGAUAAGUCAAGGCAAUGUUAACAUUUUUUAUUUUUUUAAUUGAAUUAUUUAGAAUAAUUCUGUGAAUGUUGCUCAUGAUACUCUACAAGUCCUCACUUCACUGGCAAGAAAUUGUGAAGUUAAAUUCUUCCCAAGGUUUGUAAAUGCUAGAACAGUACAAUGACUUGUUAAUAAGGUAAUAACAGACACCUGAACUUGGUUUUGGGACAGCUUUGCCUAACCAUCAGCUUUAUCAAAUAACAAUAAGCUCAGCCUUGAUAAUUCUUAAAAUCACAUUCAACCUUUUCCAGUGAUAGCAAAUUAUUUGUUAUUAUCUGUAGGCUUUACAUUCAGAUUGCGAUUGUGACACCAAUGUAAGAUAAUAUGUUUUUUCUAAAAGGAAUACAAAAAUACAAUGUAAAAACAAAGUUAUUUUAUGUUUCAGACUGUUGCCGUUGUUGACUGAAAACCUUCUUUCACAUUGUCUGUCCAAAGACUGGACUCUUAACACAUUGUCUUUGGUCACAUCACUCCUAACACUUUUAACCAGAUACAGCUGUUUUCGAAGAAGACUCUGUUCCCAAUCAGGUGAAACAUCAAACAUUGUGUCAGACUCAUGUUUCUGCUUUAAGACAAGUUUUCAGUAGAGACUAUGUUGGCAAUCAAACAUUGUGAUCUUGUUUUCAUUUUGAUUUUGGCUCUGCCUCUGGUAUUUCUACUUCAGCUUGUCUAUGGACACACCUCAACAGGUUUUUGUGCAGUUGUUUAACAAACUACUCUUUGCUUAUCACACAGAUGAUUGUAUUUUACUCAAGAUUUAUCAGGGAUGGCUUUUUAAGCCGGCUAAUGCUCCUGACCUAUGCUAUCAAGGAGUUCAUUUAAAGGUACAAAACAGAAACCGUAGAAGAGCCUUUCUAAAAGUCUCCAUAUUUCAUACCUUCCAGGAAAUUUAAAUCCCAUUAUAUAUGGCUGUGGUGUGUUUUCAGUUGGAAAAGUCUUGGUUUUUUUCUUCCAAAUUGAAAUGAGUGGGGCAAAGAAAAAAACUUCCUUCUCUGAGAUCUCAGACGAACAUUCACGUCUCCUUAUGACUACAUUUCCUAUUAAAAAUAUCUCUUUUGUCAUUAUAGCACCUUAAUGAAAGCCUCACUUCUAGUGGUGAAAGCAAAGAAACUCUUAAAGUUGUUUAAUGAAAAUUGAUUUUUUUCCUCUGUUUUGCUUCUUAGAUUUGUACUUUUGUCAAUAACCUCCUUAAAAACUCAGACUCAUCAGUCUUAUUAUUUCCCUUGGAGAGUGAAUGCCACUGCAACCUUGAGGUGAAGCAAUUUUAGAGAAUUAAGUGCAUCUGCAAUAUGUAAACUUAAAUGCUACUCUUAGUACCUGUAAUAUAUAUUUUUUUCUAUCCUCUCAGAGUUGUCUAUGUACAGGUACCCUUUAUUUUUUCUGAAAUUUACGAGCAUUGGUUUGAAUCCACAGCUUCUGAGAUGAAAUGAAAAGCUUUACCAUGUCACAUGAACAAAUAAUUCAUUUUUUGCCAUAUUAAUCAAUAAAUAAUCAAUAAAUAGUGAAUAUUCCUGACUGAUGUAUUAUGGGUGUUGGUCAGCCUUGGUGUUCGAGGUACAAUGUAUGUCUGAACCCUUCUGUUUGUUGUGAGAGGGUUAUUUAUAACACUGGGUGACAAUACUCCCAAAUUCCAUAUAAGUCUUGCUUUCAAAGAGUGAGACCCAAAGUUGUCAUGGUUAUCCAUAUUAUUACAGCUUUUCUUGAUUGGUGUAUUGAUGGAAUUACCAAAUUAUUUUUCAGCUAAUCAAGUGCCUUGUAUUGAUGUUGGAUAAAGAACUGAACUCUCUCAGCCAAGUUCCAUCUGAGGCACUGACUGACCAUACACAUAACAGGUAAAUUUAUUUGUGUUGAAACCAGAGAGUGUUUGAAAUUAAAAACUUUGAAUCUAAAAAUCUUCACAAAUUGAUAUAUGAUAAUAUAUGCUACACACUUUGAGUACUUUAGAAGGCUAAGAUUUUCCUUUCCAUGGUGCUAACCUUAACCCUUGACCUAAGACCUGUGGAUUGCCGUGUUGUAGAUUUAUAUUUUAAAGUAUGGCUACAGGCCCAUAAAGUUAUCAGAACUUUUGAGAGACAGGGACCUGAUGUAAUCAGUCAGUCUAUAAUUUAUUCCACCAUGGUUUUCUUGUAACUGUGUACAAAAAUAUUCUGUUUGAUAUUUUUCUUGUCUUUUUUUCUCAAAUUUUUUUCAGCCACAGUCUAAUGUUACUGAGGCAAGGUGUGUUUCUUCUCUCCAUGUUAUGUCUCAAUGAUCGAAUGUUUGUGGAGCAUCGGGCUGAAGUAGAACAUCAGUAUGUUAAUGUUGUGAGCAGUGUUACCAGACUUUACAAGCAGAUUGUUGGUGUGAUUUCAGAGGCAGAAGGUAAUGAAAACACAGUCAGAAAAGUGAUUGAAAUAUUAAUUAAUGUAUGUAAUACUAAAAGAUUUGUCAACUAGUUGGAAUGUAUUUUCUAUACUUCUCACCUUGCUGUUUAUUAAUAUUAAUCACUUUAGUACAACUCAUCAACAGGAACUUAGCUUGGCUUUUCAUUGCAAAUGAAGCCUCAGUUGUGAUCCUUAUCAAAUAGUAAGGAAUUAGACCAGCUAUUAUGUCACUGGUUAGAGCUUUUUUAGGAGCUAAAGAAUUUUAUAAAAAUUCAAUCAGAGAAGUAGUUGCAAUCUAGGAGUUAAUAAAUAUGGCAAGGUAAUUUUGAUCAGUGAGGUUGUUGUCUACAUGAAUAGACCAGUCUGAUUAGCCAGUUUUGAUUUAUGGUAAAGAGCUCAAUCUCUGAAGUGAAAUGAACUGGCCUACUGACUAUAACUCCUUCAAACUUUUUCUGGCUCUUUUAUACAGUUGUAGCCAGUUUUUUUCCUCAGACUGCUAGAUCUUUGUGGUCUUCUGAUUCUUGGAAACUGAUUUUAAUUUCACUGUGUGUUCACAACUCUCAAUUUACAUCAUGUUUGGGUAAAAUGCUCAGUGGGAAGAUCAGGAGAGUAGGAGAAGGCAAAAAUCAUUGUGUUCUAAUUGACUUUGUCCUAUAGAAGACUAAAUUUGAUGCAAAUUACCUGACAGUGUGGCUGUGGAAUCGGUGUUGACUUAUCUCAUGUCUGUUUUUUUUUUUUUUCUCGACCAGUAUUUGCUGUCCAAGAGUUAGUUGAUUUUGAACACAUCCAGGGGAUUGAGUGGUCACAGGAAUCAGAGGAUGAAGAUGAGACUGUUGAAGGAAUGGAACUUGCUGAAUGAAAUUCAAUUUAUUCUCAUAUUUUAAUGACUGAAACCUUUCAGUCACUUUUCAGGUCUUCAUUAAUAAUUGCAGUGAUCCUUUCUGUCAACAUUGGCUGAGAGGAAAGUUUUUCGACAGAAAGAAUAAGCCAGGAUAGAGGAGAGAGCAACAUAUGUGCUUACUCGAAAAUGUGUUAGAAGGUUUUCUUCUGUGAAUGUAAUGAAACUUCUGCUUACUUUUUGUUAAGGUAAACUAUGAUUGAUCUAGCUGAUAUCUGAUCCAUAUGCUCUGACGAUUAACCAAGGUUAAGAAUUUCAGGUUUCUUGUAAUGAAGUGAGGUUUCCUCAUGCUAGGUAUAGGAGUGUUGUGCAAG